This is a messenger RNA of Ostrinia furnacalis (Asian corn borer), 1829 nucleotides long. Its product is annotated as translin-associated factor X-interacting protein 1. The record is from RefSeq and is a predicted model, not a curated record. Bases 84 to 1808 code for a protein of 574 amino acids. Lineage: Eukaryota; Metazoa; Arthropoda; Insecta; Lepidoptera; Crambidae. Gene Ontology annotation, cellular component: cytoplasm. The transcript is spliced from 11 exons.
GAAAAAUUAGAGAUUGGGUAUUUUAGUAUUCAUUUUUAAAACAGUUUUUGCCCUGAUUUUUAUACUCUUUUGCUUUUUGUAAAAUGUCAGCAACUCCAAAACAUGUAAAAGAUGUGUACAGUUUAGUUUCCAAUAAACUGAAGUUUGUAAAGAAACCUACAAGUGAUUUACUCGAAACACAACAGUUAUAUCAUGAUGAAGUGCUUGAGAUAUUUCGAGAAGCUUUUGAUACUGUUAUUACAAGUUCUGUGACAUAUUCAAGAAUAUUAGAGAAAAUUAAAGAAGCAUAUGAAAGUGCAAUCAAAAUCAGAGAUAACCGCAUCGCAGAAUUCAUUACACAAGAUCUAAAAGACGAUAAGUUCUCUGACUACAUAUCGCUGAUGCGCGAGCGGGACGCGCGCUACACGCUGUACUUCGAGAACCUGGCCCUGCAGCUGAAGCUUAAGGAGCUGGACGGCGGCGCGGGCCCCCUGGACGACGCCUACGGGGACCCCGUCGUGCUCAGGAUAGCGCUGGAUCGUUGCAGAGAGCAGCUGUCCUCUACCCAACGUGAGCUGAAGAAGAUGACGGAUGAGUACGCGGAGACGGUGCCUCGGCGGGAGCACGACAGCCUGACGGCGCAGUUCCACGACGCGACAAAACAGGCGAAUGCCUUGAAAGCUGAACUGCAAACUAUUCACGACACGUAUAAACGUGUGCUGGAUUUGUCAACAGCAUUGAAAAAGAGCGUAGAAGAGGAGCUAGUUGAAGUCAAAGAACGAUGUAACGAGCUGGAGCGUGCUGGCACGCCGCGCCCACAGUGGGAGCUCUGCGCCGACUUCAUCGGCGGGGGACGAGACAGGUGGUGGCAGCUGGCAAGCGGACUAUCAUCACGGGAUAUCCUUCGUGUGUUGCUGAAAGAACUAGGACCAGCAGCAGAAAGCGAACAACUGGAACACUUCGAUGGCCUUGGUAUGGACCCCAUGAUACCGCCAUACUUGCGCUACGAAGGCAAAGUCCGUAACUUGCGUCUGUCUCGGCGGGAGAUCAGCGUGAUCAUAAACGACAUCUGGCUCGGCAAACUGGAGCAUGGUCAGGGGUUGUCCAUGCAGUACUAUGUCACCAAGUAUUUUGAAGACAGGUACCAACAGCCUUCAGUCCGCGCCGAGUGGGCGUACAACCUGUGCGCCGGCGCAGAGCAGAUGCUAGACGAGCCGCAGGUCAAGCUGUUCUGGGGCGUGGUGCACGGCCACCUCAGCGAGCACAUCUACCUGAGCCACCGGCGGCAGUGGCAGGCGCUUAGGGACCACUUGUAUCGGCAGAGCAAGGAUAAGGAGACCGUAACCCUGGAGGAGUUUGAGAAAGUGUCCAAGUCGGUGUUUCCGCUGAAGAGUGACGUGGACAUCAAAAACAUGGUGGACGUGGUCCGCAAGCAACUCAAGCUCAAGAUCAACUGCAACGAGGUCAACUUGGACAAGCUGUUCCAAGAGAACGAAGAAGGCUUCGACCGCUUGGAGCUGGCACGCGAGCUGUACCGGCAACGGCAGCUGGCACAGGACAAGUACAUCCGCGAGGUGGUGGCCGAGCUGGGCGGCCGCCACGCCGCCGCCAAGCCCGUCACGACUGAACAGCUCAAGCGGGCCUUCGCCAUCGUCGACCCCGCCAUAGACCACAUCCGCAUGGAGCGCUACGUGCGCUGGGCCUUCGGCGAGGGCGCGGACGCGGCGCCGCUGCCGCUGCGGUCCGUGGCCGCGCGCCUGGCUGCCGGCGACGUCGAGCGCGCCGGAGCCCGCUACCGGGACAAGCGACGCGUUAACAAGAUCCAUUGAAUAUAAGUCUAUUUUGUAUUA